Paramormyrops kingsleyae is the source of this 11454-nucleotide messenger RNA. RefSeq names its product fibrillin 2b (gene fbn3). The record is from RefSeq and is a predicted model, not a curated record. Gene Ontology annotation, molecular function: calcium ion binding. Lineage: Eukaryota; Metazoa; Chordata; Actinopteri; Osteoglossiformes; Mormyridae.
GUAAGGAAGCCACAUGACUUUCAAAUGGAGAUACGUGUGUGUAUUAGAGUAUCUGUGAGAGUGGGAUGGAGGGAAAGAGGGAGAGCAGAGGAAUGCGGUGGGUUUGCCCUGAAGUCCGUCAGCGACCCCCCUUUCUCUCAUGCCUUAAAGAAGGACCUCCCUCCUCCCAAUCAGGAUAAUGCUUUACCUUUCCCCCCUUUUUGUCACAAGGGGACAGUUCAAUUCUUCAUCCUCAAGCAUUUACCCCAUUUCUAUUAGCAACUCUGGACUCACCUAUCAGGCACUCCAGCAAUUGCAAGCGCCGCGGUCUUGGGAGCCGCAGAUAAAGUCCGCAAAGCCGCUUGUAGCCGCGGGGCAGGAAAAAGGCAGAGCGGGACCCCCGGAGAAGAGGCGCUAAGGGCAUGUGGAAGCUCGGCAAGCUGGUGCUGGCAUGGGCGGCCGUGUGCUGGGCAGCCCUCCAGAGCGCCCACGGCCAGGGGGACGGAAACUACCAGGCGAGCCGCUUCAGUGCGCCCACCGAGGAGAGGGAGGCGCAGAGGGUCCGGAGGAGGGGCCCCGAGUCGCUGCGGGGGCCCAAUGUGUGUGGAUCCCGGUUCCACUCCUACUGCUGCCCAGGCUGGAAAACUCUCCCAGGAGGAAACCAGUGCAUUGUCCCCAUCUGCAGAAACACCUGCGGUGAAGGUUUCUGCUCCAGACCUAACAUGUGCACCUGUUCCAAUGGGCAGCUCUCUCCCAGCUGCGGCGCGGCGUCCGGAGUUCAGUCCUGCAACGUCAGAUGCAUGAACGGCGGAAGCUGCAAUGAGGACUCCUGCCUCUGUCAGAAGGGUUACACGGGUGCACACUGCGGCCAGCCCGUGUGCGAGAACGGCUGCCAGAAUGGAGGUCGCUGCAUUGGGCCCAACAGAUGUGCCUGUGUCUACGGCUUCACUGGUCCGCAGUGCGAGAGGGACUACCGGACCGGACCGUGCUUCACGCAGGUCAGCAACCAGAUGUGCCAGGGCCAACUGAGUGGCAUCGUCUGCACCAAGACGCUGUGCUGUGCCACCAUUGGCCGCGCCUGGGGGCACCCCUGCGAGAUGUGCCCCGGCCAGCCCCACCCCUGCCGGCGUGGCUUCAUCCCCAACAUUCGCACCGGCGCCUGCCAGGAUGUGGACGAGUGCCAGGCCAUUCCCGGACUCUGCACUGGGGGUAACUGCAUCAACACUGUGGGCUCCUACGAGUGCAAAUGCCCCGCUGGGCACCGGCAGAGCGAGACCAAUCAGAAGUGCGAGGACAUCGACGAGUGCAGCACCAUCUCCGGCGUAUGCGACGGCGGCGAAUGCACCAACACUGUAGGAAGCUACGUUUGCUCCUGCCCCCGCGGCUACGUCGCCAGUGCCGACGGCUCCAGAUGUGUAGACCAGCGAGUGGGGAUCUGCUUCUCCGCUCUGGCCAGUGGGCGCUGCGCGGGCGAGCUGACAGGACAGUACACCAAGAUGCAGUGCUGUUGUGAUACGGGCCGCUGCUGGGCCUCGACGCAAGUCCCAGAGAUGUGUCCCGUCCGCGGAUCUGACGAGUACCGGCGGCUCUGUCUCGAAGGCGUCCCCCAUGGGACGGGCAGCACCGGCUUCACCGGCGUUGACCGCACCUUCAGCUACAGGUACAAGUUCAACCCCGCGGGUCCAAAUGGCAACGGGCAUGGCAACGGGCACAUAAACGGGCACGGCAACGGCCACGGCAACGGAGGGCAGAUCAGAGGCGAAGGGGUGGGAGGCAACGGGAUCCCCCUGUCCCAGAUCGGCACAGUGACCCUCAACAACACCAUUGACGUGUGCAAACACUUCACCAACCUGUGCCUGAACGGCCGCUGCAUCCCCACACCCACCAGCUACCGCUGUGAGUGCAACAUGGGCUUCCGGCAGGACGUGCGCGGCGAGUGCAUCGACACGGAUGAGUGUGUUACCAAUCCCUGCCUGAAUGGCGACUGCGUGAACACCCCUGGCUCCUACCACUGCAAGUGCCACGAGGGUUACCAGAGCACCCCGACCAAGCAGGCCUGCAUCGACAUUGACGAAUGCAUCGUGAACGGGAUCAUGUGCCGUAACGGCCGCUGCGUCAACACGGAUGGAAGUUUCCAGUGCAUCUGCAACGCCGGUUUUGAGCUCACCCCCGAUGGAAAGAACUGCAUAGACCACGACGAGUGUGCCACCACCAACAUGUGCCUCAAUGGAAUGUGCAUCAACGAGGACGGCAGCUUCAAGUGCAUCUGCAAGCAAGGCUUCUCCCUGGCCCCUAGUGGGCGCUACUGUACCGACAUUGACGAGUGUCAGACGCCGGGCAUCUGCAUGAAUGGCCGCUGCAUCAAUUCAGAUGGCUCAUACCGCUGCGAGUGCCCGCCGGGCCUGGCCAUCGAUGUGGACGGCCGCGUCUGCGUGGACACCCAUGUGCGCAGCACCUGCUACGGCGCCAUCAAGAUGGGCACAUGCUCGCGACCCUUCCCCGGGGCCGUCACUAAGUCCGAAUGCUGCUGUGCCAGCCCCGAGCAUGGCUUCGGGGAGCCCUGCCAGCCGUGCCCCGCCCUCAACUCAGCUGAGUUCCAGGCCGUCUGCAGCAGUGGCAUCGGAAUCACAGCUGAUGGAAGAGAUAUCAACGAGUGUGCCCUGAACCCGGAGAUCUGCGCCAACGGUAUGUGCGAGAACCUGCGGGGCAGCUUCCGCUGCAUCUGCAACAUCGGCUACGAGUCCGACAGCAGCGGCAAGAACUGCGUGGACAUCAACGAGUGCCUGGUGAACCGGCUGCUGUGUGACAACGGGCUUUGCCGGAACACUCCGGGCAGCUACUCUUGCUUCUGCCCCAAAGGUUUCGUCUACAAGCCCGACUCAGAGACCUGCGAAGAUAUCAACGAGUGCGAAUCCAGCCCCUGCGUGAACGGCGUGUGCCGCAACAUGGCUGGCUCCUUCAUCUGCGAGUGCUCCCACGGCAGCAAGCUGGACUCCACCAACACCAUCUGCGUGGACAGCAUGAAGGGCACCUGCUGGCUGAACAUCCAAGAUGGCCGCUGCGAGGUCAAUAUCAACGGCGCCACGCUGAAGUCGGAGUGCUGUGCCACGCUGGGCGCGGCCUGGGGGAGUCCCUGUGAGCGCUGCGAGAUCGAUACGGCCUGCUCCAGAGGCUUCGCUCGCAUGAAGGGCGUCGCCUGUGAAGACGUGAACGAGUGUGAGGUGUUCCCGGGCGUGUGCACCAAUGGCCGCUGCGUGAACACGCAGGGCUCGUUCCACUGCGAGUGCGCCGAGGGACUGACACUGGACGGCAGUGGGCGCACCUGCGUGGAUGUGCGCAGUGAGCAGUGCUACCUGAAAUGGGAUGAGGAUGAGUGCGGGGAGCCGCUGCCCGGGAAGUACCGUGUGGACAUGUGCUGCUGCUCCGUGGGGGCCGCCUGGGGCGUGGAGUGCGAGGAGUGCCCCAAGGCUGGCACGACGCAGUACAAGGCAAUCUGCCCUCGGGGCCCCGGCUUCGCUAACAGGGGCGACAUCCUCACCGGCAGACCCUUCUACAAAGACGUGAAUGAGUGCAAGGUCUUCCAGGGCCUGUGUGCCCACGGAACAUGCCGGAACACCAUCGGCAGCUUCAAGUGCCGCUGCAACAGUGGCUUUGCCCUCACUAUGGAGGAGAGGAACUGCACAGACAUUGAUGAGUGCCGGAUCUCCCCCGACCUGUGUGGCCACGGCACGUGCGUGAACACGCCGGGCAGCUUCGAGUGCGAGUGCUUCGAGGGCUACGAGAGCGGCUUCAUGAUGAUGAAGAACUGCAUGGACAUCGACGAGUGUGAGCGCGACCCCCUGCUCUGCCGCGGAGGCACCUGCCUCAACACGGAGGGCAGCUACGAGUGCGACUGCCCCCCAGGGCACCAGCUCAGCCCCGAGGGUUCGUCCUGCGAAGACGUCAAUGAGUGCCAACUGAGCGACACCCUGUGCCGGAACGGCCAUUGCGUCAACAUGGUGGGCACCUACCAGUGUUCCUGCGACACGGGCUACCAGACCACCCCCGACAGGCAGGGCUGUGUUGACAUCGACGAGUGCACUAUCAUGAACGGCGGCUGCGACACCCACUGCACCAACUCGGAAGGCAGCUACGAGUGCAGCUGUGGGGAAGGCUACGCCCUCAUGCCCGACCUGAGGACCUGCGCCGACAUCGAUGAGUGCGAGGACACGCCGGACAUCUGCGACGGCGGCCAGUGCACCAACAUCCCCGGCGAGUACCGCUGCCUGUGCUUCGACGGCUUCAUGGCCUCCAUGGACAUGCGGACCUGCAUCGAUGUCAACGAGUGCGAACUGAACCCCAACAUCUGUCUCCAUGGUGACUGUGAAAACACCAAGGGCUCCUUCGUCUGCCACUGCCAGCUGGGCUACUUUGUCAAGAAGGGAUCUACGGGCUGCACGGAUAUCGACGAAUGCGAGAUCGGGGCCCACAACUGCGAUGUGAACGCGGCCUGCAUCAACGUGCCGGGCAGCUUCAAGUGCCGCUGCCGUGAUGGCUGGGUCAGCCUUGGCACCAAGUGCGUGGACCUGGAUGAGUGCUCCACAGAGGAACACAACUGCAACCCCAACGCCAACUGCAUCAACACGCCAGGCUCCUACCGCUGCACCUGCAAAGAGGGCUUCAAUGGCGACGGCUUCUCCUGCUCAGACAUGGACGAGUGUGCGGACAACGUGAACCUGUGCGAGAAUGGCCAUUGCCUAAACGCGCCAGGCGGGUAUCGGUGCGAGUGCGAGAUGGGCUUCACCCCGACCGAGGACAGCAAGGCCUGCCAGGACAUCGACGAGUGUAACUUCCAGAAUAUCUGCGUAUUCGGAACCUGCCAGAACCUGCCGGGCAUGUUCCGCUGUGUGUGUGACGAUGGCUAUGAGCUGGACCGCAGUGGGGGCAACUGCACUGAUGUGAACGAGUGCUCCGACCCCGUCAACUGCAUCAAUGGCCUGUGCGUCAACAUGCCAGGAAGCUACCUGUGCAACUGCCCGCCGGACUUCGAGCUGAACCCCACUGGCGUGGGAUGUGUGGAUACACGUGUAGGAAACUGCUUCCUGGACACACUGCCACGUGGAGAUGGAGGGAUAUCCUGCAGUGCGGAGAUCGGCGUCGGGGUCACGCGGGCAUCCUGCUGCUGCUCACUGGGGGGGGCUUGGGGGAACCCUUGUGAGCUGUGCCCACCGGUCAACACCACGGAAUAUAAGACCCUGUGUCCCGGAGGAGAGGGGUUCAGGCCCAACCCCAUCACUGUGAUCCUGGAGGAUAUCGACGAAUGCCAGGAGCUGCCCGGCCUGUGCCAGGGGGGCAACUGCGUCAAUACCUUUGGGAGCUUCCAGUGCGAGUGCCCGGCCGGGUACUACCUCAACGAGGAGAUGCGCAUCUGCGAGGACAUCGACGAGUGCACAGCUCACAUCGGCAUAUGCGGCCCCGGAACCUGCUACAACACCCUGGGCAACUACACCUGCGUCUGCCCCCCCGAGUACAUGCAGGUCAACGGGGGCAACAACUGCAUGGACAUGAGGAAGAGCGUUUGCUACCGCAACUUCAACGACACCUGCGAGAACGAGCUGUCCUUCAACAUGACCAAGAAGAUGUGCUGCUGCGCCUACAACGUGGGCAAGGCCUGGAACAAGCCCUGCGAGGCCUGCCCCACCCCAGCCACCUCGGAGUACCAACACUUGUGCGGAAACCAGGCUCCCGGCUUCAUCAUUGACAUCCACACUGGGAAGCCCAUUGACAUCGACGAGUGCAGGGAAAUCCCAGGCAUCUGCGCAAACGGGGCCUGCAUCAACCAGAUUGGCAGCUUCCGCUGCGAGUGCCCCAUGGGCUUCAGCUACAACAACAUCCUGCUGGUCUGCGAAGACAUCGACGAGUGUACCAGCGGGGACACCCUGUGCCAACGCAAUGCCAACUGCAUCAACAUCCCAGGAAGCUACCGCUGCGAGUGCUCGCCCGGGUUCAAGCUCUCCCCCAGCGGCGCUUGCGUGGAUCGAAAUGAGUGCCUGGAGAUCCCCAGCGCCUGCAGCCACGGGGAGUGCAUCGACACUCAGGGCAGCUACCACUGCGUCUGUCAUAACGGCUUCAAGGCCACUGCAGACCUGACCAUGUGCAUGGACAUCGAUGAGUGCGACAGGCAGCCCUGUGGGAAUGGCACCUGCAAGAACACCGUGGGCUCCUACAACUGCCUCUGCUUCCCCGGGUUCGAGAUCACGCACAACAAUGACUGCAUAGAUGUGAAUGAGUGCACGGCACUGGUGGGCCAGGUCUGCAGGAACGGCCAGUGCAUCAACUCUCCAGGAUCGUUCCAGUGUCUGUGCCAGGAUGGUUAUGAGCUCACUCUGGAUGGCAAGAACUGUGUCGACAUUAACGAAUGUGUGAGCUUCCUGGGCACCUGCGCCCUGGGCACCUGCCAGAACCUGGAGGGCUCCUUCCGCUGCAUCUGCCCUCCAGGCUACGCCGUGCAGAACGACCAGUGCAUCGACAUCAACGAGUGUGAAGUAGAGCCCAACAUCUGCCAGUUCGGCACCUGCUCCAACACCAUGGGCAGCUUCCAGUGCGAGUGCGAGAAAGGCUUUGUGCUGUCCGAGAACGGCCGUCGCUGCUUCGAUAUCCGUGAGAGCUUCUGCUUCACUCGCUUCGAGGGGGGAAAGUGCUCUGUGCCAAAGGCCUUCAACACGACCAAAGCCAAGUGCUGCUGCAGCAAGAUGCCCGGCGAGGGCUGGGGCGACCCCUGCGAGCUGUGCCCGCGUGAGACCGAGGCUGCCUUUGACAGCCUCUGUCCCUACGGGCACGGAAUCGUGCUCGGACCUGGCGAAGCCCGUGAGGACAUGAACGAGUGCCUGGAUAACCCGGACAUCUGCACCAACGGCAUGUGCAUCAACACAGACGGCUCCUUCCGCUGCGAGUGUCCCUUCGGCUACAGCCUGGACUACACGGGGGUGAAGUGUGUCGACACGGACGAAUGCUCCAUCGGGAACCCCUGUGGCAAUGGCACCUGCACCAACGUGGUUGGCGGCUUCGAGUGCGCCUGUCACGAGGGCUUCGAACCCGGCUCCAUGAUGACCUGCGAAGACAUCAACGAGUGCUCCCUGAACCCGCUGCUCUGUGCGUUCCGCUGCGUCAACACCUUCGGCUCGUACGAGUGCACCUGCCCGGCGGGCUACGUGCUGCGCGAAGACCACAGGAUGUGCAGAGACCAGGAUGAGUGCUCUGAUGGUCUGGACGACUGCGCCUCCAAGGGCAUGACCUGCAAGAACCUGAUCGGCACCUUCAUGUGCAUCUGCCCCCCGGGCAUGCAGCGCAGGCCGGACGGGGACGGCUGCAUGGACCUGAACGAAUGCCGCGCGAAGCCAGGAAUCUGCAAGAAUGGCCGCUGCGUGAACACGGUGGGCAGCUACCUCUGCGAGUGCAACGAGGGCUUCCAGGCCAGCGUCACGGGCACCGAGUGCAUCGAUAACAGGCAGGGCUUCUGCUUCACGGAGGUGCUGCAGACCAUGUGUCAGCAGAGCUCAACCAACCGCAACAGCGUCACCAAGUCGGAGUGCUGCUGCAACGGCGGCCGCGGCUGGGGCCCCAGCUGUGAGCUCUGCCCGCUGCCCGGCACAGUGCAGUACAAGCGCAUGUGUCCCCUGGGCCCGGGCUACACCACCGACGGCAGAGACAUCAACGAGUGCCAGGUGAUGCCGAACAUGUGCAAGAAUGGCCAGUGCAUCAACAGCAUCGGCUCCUUCCGCUGCCACUGCAAUGUGGGCUACACCCCAGACUUCACAGGCACUGCCUGCGUGGAUGUGGACGAGUGCACCCAGUCCCCAAAGCCGUGCAACUUCCUCUGCAAGAACACAGAGGGCAGCUACCUGUGCUCCUGUCCCAGGGGGUACAUCCUGCAGCCAGAUGGCAAGACCUGCAAGGACCUGGACGAGUGCUCCACGAAGCAGCACAACUGCCAGUUCCUAUGCGUGAACACCAUCGGGGGCUUCACCUGCAAGUGUCCCUCCGGCUUCACCCAGCACCAGACCACCUGCAUCGACAACAACGAAUGCAACAGCCAGGCGAGUCUGUGCGGGACGCGCGGCUCCUGCCUCAACACGCCCGGCAGCUUCAACUGCGAGUGCCAGAAGGGUUACUCCCUGGACAGCAGCGGCCUGGACUGCCAGGAUGUGGACGAGUGCAACGGGAACCACCGGUGUCAGCAUGGCUGCCAGAACAUGUUGGGCGGUUUCCGCUGCGGCUGUCCCCAGGGUUACGUGCAGCACUACCAGUGGAACCAGUGCGUAGAUGAGAACGAGUGCUCCUCGGUGGACAUGUGCGGCUCUGCUUCCUGCUACAACACGCUGGGCAGCUACAAGUGCGUGUGCCCAUCAGGCUUUGACUUCGAGCAGAACACCGGCAGCUGCCAGGACAUCAACGAAUGCUCCAUGAACAGCAACCCCUGCAGCUUCGGCUGCUCCAACACGGACGGCGGCUACCUGUGCGGCUGCCCUGGGGGCUACUACAGAGCGGGACAGGGGCACUGCGUCACUGGCAUGGGUUUCCAGGGCCAGUUCGCCCCCGGCCCGGAAGAAGACGAUGAUGAGAGCCUGUCUCCGGAGGCCUGCUACGAGUGUAAAGUCAACGGGGGCAAGAACGGCCGACAGCGGCGCAGCGCCAACGAGCUGAAGCAGGGUGGAGUCAGCCUGGCCAGCGUGGACACGCAGACCUCCAUCCCCAUGAACCUGAGCCUGGCUGAGCUGCAGAACAAGGAGCCGCUGCUGGAGCUGCUGCCGGCCUUGCAGCCGCUGGAGCACCACGUGCGCUAUGUCAUCACCCACGGCAACCAGGGCGACCACUUCCGCCUGCUGGAGCGCCGCGAUGGCAAGAGCGUGCUGCGGCUGGGCCGCCGGGCCCCCGCGCCGGGCUCCUACCGCCUGGAGAUCGCCGGGCUUCCCCUGUUUGGCCCACGCAAGCUGCGGCACCUGGAGGAGCGCCACGACGCCGACUACCUGCAGGGCGAGAUUGGCGCCGCACUGCACAUCAAGCUGGACAUCCACCUGCACUGAGUGCCAGCCCCGCACUGCCGGCCACACUCUGGGGGGGGCGCUCUCUGAGGAACUCGGUCAGCCAGCUACCACUUCUUCGUUCAGUAUUUGUGUGCUGUUUUUCGUUCACAUUAUUGCCAGGUUACGCCCCGCCCACUUCCCCCACCCCUCCCUCAGCCCCCGGCCCCCGUGUGAAGGUUGCAGGAAGGUGCCUGGUUUUUAGGCUACCCACUCCCCCCAUCAGUGCCCCCAGUGGGGUACAAAAGGCCUUGGUAACACUGGGAAUCAUCUGCUUCCCUCCUGCCCAGCCCGCAAAUGACUUGACCCUCCCAUGGUAACAGCUGGGGGGCUGGGGUUAACCGUGACAGCAGAACCUUAGAGGACGACACGUCCGAUUGCAUUAUGUACAAUUUUCUUUUAAUGGAUCUUCGGAAGUGGCCAGGUCACCUUAUAAAACAUUGGAUAAUCUUUACCAAAUGAUGUUUUGAGUUCACCCUGCAUAAGGGUGCAAUACAUUUAUAAUGUGAGUAGUUUUUCUCUUGUUUCCAAACAGUCAUUCACCUUUCUGUAAUCUGAGUGUUCUUUGCUCCAUGCAAUAUUUUGUGUAAUCUCCAAUUUAUAAUAUUGUGUAAAAGAAACAUUUUCACAUGAAGGACUGCAAUGGUUUCAGAUUUAAAGAAAAAGGAAGCGAGUUAAAACUCAAAUGAUCAAAUAACUGCUUAAUGUUGCCAUAUAAUCAUCCCGUCACAAAGCUGAAAGUUUAGGUGUCUUCUGUGUGUUUACUUGUGCUGUUGCGUUCAGUUACCUCAACUUUCUUCACAUACUGUACAAGAACCACACCGUAACCGUCGUAUAGCUAUUUCCAGCAGGAGGCGACACUGUCCCUUUUUACAGAACUUAGGGAGCAGGAAUAUGGCCGUGCGUGAAACCCCAAGGUUUGAUUGGACGAACGGGACGUGGUUCUCAUGGUGCUGCAGUUUCAUCGUGCACUGAAACUUCAUUAAUAUAUCAGGGAGACGUGCCAAAGUAGAACACGAACACAGACAUACAACCACAGAUCCCAAAGUGGUGAAGAAGAUGCCAGUGCAUUGGUGAGCAGCGUAAUUCAGUUUGUGAAUUCACCAUACCAAGCACCCUGAACAAACUGUGUUUUUUUUUGGUCGUUACGAUACAUAGUUGGGCAGAAGAAAAAAAAAACGAUGAGCGCACAGCAGACAGGGACAUUCCGUGACGUGGGAGACGGAGGGUUUUUUUUUUUGCAGCAUCUACCACAGACGCAUGCACAGUUGAACACCUAACCUCAGAACAACAUACUCAUCAGGUCAGCUAACGAACAUCUCACAGCCUUUUUCCGUAAGGAACCUUGGUGCUACACAAUCACAGAUGUACGAAAUCUUAAAUCCGCAGUCUUGAAUCUCGAUCGCAAACAUGACAAUUUUAUGACAAGUUUCCGUUGUUUGUAUCCGUGUCUUUUUUGUAUUGUCUCAGUGCUGAGAACCAAUAUUAAACUUGCUUCAUGAAAAUUAAAUUGUAUAUUUUUAAGUGAAAUGUAGAUUUUUUUUUUAAGCGCCUUAUGGUUGCCAGACUAAAAACUUCUAAAAAGGAGACUGAAGGUAUGUUGACGGUGCUCUCGCAUCCCGAAUCCGCCACAUCCGCAGCCACGCCCUCAUCCCACUAUCUAUUGUCCCUGUGUGUUUUUUUUUUGUUUUAAAUGCAGUGAUUGAUGGUGAGCGCGGAGCUCUGAUGGUGGAAGGAGACCGGCAUUUAACGAUACACUGAAACGGGCACAUAGGGGCGGGGCAAACCCCCACCCUCAUCAGUACCACCGCCGGGGGGGGUCGCUGACAUUCAGCCUCUGGUGCUAGUUAAGUUUUGCUCUCUCAACAUUGCGAUUACUGCACUGUAAGACAGCCGGAGCUAUAUUUAUGCAUAACCGUUUCUAUUGUGGGAACCUGUAUACUUUGUAUCUUUUUCUGGUUUUGUCUGUUUAUAUUUUAUUUUGCCACUAUAUGUAAAAGAUGUGUGUAUGUACUGUAUCUCAGCCUGCAUCGUCAAACUUGAAGUACAGCGAUACCAUUGAUCUGUAACUUUUUUUUUUGGGGGGGGGGGGGAUGGAUACCCAACCAAACCAAAGAAGUACUCCCUUACGCGUACUCGAGAAGUGUGGCAGAGCCCUCCAGAACGCAGACACGAGUCAUCGUUUGAGCCGACUGUCCUUACUUCCCGUCCACUUUGUCAGUUUGUAAACUUUUAAGUACUUUAAGUUUUUUUUUUUUUUUUUUUUUUACAUUUUGCUGGGGAAAAGUUUAAUGAGCAUUAUGUGGUCUUUGGACACAUUAACAUCUGUACUGCCAAUGGUUGACUUUUUUAAAAAACACUUGUUGGAAACAGGAAAAAAAUGGCAAUAAAAAUAUUGUGGGUUAUAUUUUUAAAA